Penicillium crustosum is the source of this 747-nucleotide messenger RNA. RefSeq lists its product as uncharacterized. Lineage: Eukaryota; Fungi; Ascomycota; Eurotiomycetes; Eurotiales; Aspergillaceae. The record is from RefSeq and is a predicted model, not a curated record. The transcript is spliced from 2 exons. Bases 1 to 747 code for a protein of 248 amino acids.
AUGGUCGUGGCAGUCCCUACCAAUGUGUUUGACCCCGAGAAUUAUGCAAAAGUAGAUGUAAUAUUCUCCGAUGUUGUCGUGGCUGGAUUAUACCUGGAAAAUCCUGCAGCCUAUUGCUUCAGAUCUGCUCCAGCCACUGGGACACUUUCUUUCAAAUAUGACUUCUCCGAUGCUGCUUUCAACCUUUCUUUCGGCUCCCAGGGAAUUUCAAAUCCACUACAGCAGUCAACAGUCAACGUGAUGAAGAUGGUAGACCCUGCACACCUGCGUGAAGUAUUAGGUGCUGUGCUCAGAACCGCGAAUAACAGCAACUCUGAGAUAUAUACCAAGGCUCUUACCGAACUGGGAUUAAAUGCCUUGGUCUCCUCGACUGUGACGGCUGCUGCAAGGCCACAAGAAGGCCGAGGCAUCUCAAUGGUCGUCAAGACGCCCAUGGGAUCUAAACUCGUUGAAGCGUCCAAGCUUCUAAUUACCGUUUCCCCAACUUUAGACAAUAUGAGGCCGUUUAACUUGAACCUAGAGGAACUUCAAAUUUUCUCGCAGUGGACCUCUAUGGGCCCGUCACAUAUGACGCAGUUGGCAGUCGAGCAAGCGGCUAUUCGGGCCAUUCAGAACCUACAGAAAGCACAGAACUUUACAAUUACAACCCCCAGCUUUAUAAAAUUCAAAUCUCACACGCCUUUCAAGCUGGGUGCGUCAGCCCAGGCUAUCCGAGAUGGUUUCUACCGUGACCUAUAUGCGCUAUAG